CCUCACGCCUUCUGCUUCUCCUGUGCUGACAACCAGGGACCCUCCACACCACACCCAUGGCCUGCUACGACCUCUGCCGACCCUGUGGACCCACCCUGCUGGCCAACAGCUGCAACGAGCCCUGUGCCCUGCAAUGCCAGGACUCCAGCAUUGUCAUCCAGCCUUCCUCUGUGCUGGUCACCCUGCCAGGACCCAUCAUGACCUCCUUCCCCCAGAACACCGCCGUCGGAUCCACCUCCUCGGCUGCUGUUGGUAGUGAACUCAGUGCCCAGGGACAGCCCAUCUCUGGUGGGUUUGGCUUUGGCCUUGGCUAUGGCUAUGGGCUGGGAGGCCUGGGCUGCUAUGGCAGAAGGGGUGGCUACAUCUGCUAAGGGCUCUCAGUACCAGCCCUGACACCACCAGCUUGGUGCUCUGGCAAAAGCUCCCGCAAG
Messenger RNA from Corvus hawaiiensis (hawaiian crow), 431 nucleotides. Its product is annotated as feather beta keratin-like. NCBI's taxonomy places the organism in Eukaryota, Metazoa, Chordata, Aves, Passeriformes, Corvidae. The transcript is spliced from 2 exons. Gene Ontology annotation, cellular component: intermediate filament. The record is from RefSeq and is a predicted model, not a curated record. The coding region runs from base 57 to 371 and encodes 104 amino acids. Gene Ontology annotation, molecular function: structural constituent of cytoskeleton.